UGCGGGAAUACUUCCAACUAGUCAAGUUUACGGCGGCUAAUUUGUUUAAUCCAUUCACUAUGAGUCAAGAGGAUGGAUCCAAGAGCGCGAGGAAAUCGCUAAAAACUUUGCAGUGCUUGGCUACUGACAGGGAAAACUUGGUGGGUAGACCUUCGAAAUCUCUCAAACAUCAGCUUAGUCAAGAGUCCCUUAUAGACACAGAAGUGAAGAGAAAAAAUGCAACAUUAAACAAGGAAACCCAAGCUAAUCUUGACACAAAGAUCUCUGUGGACGAUCUUACUAACCCUAAAGGAGCUUCAGAGACGUAUUGGAAAAUUCUUGCUGAGAGGCGCCAAGUGGCAUUGCAAGAGGCACUGGAUGAAAAUGAGAAACUUCGCAAGGUUAUUGAAGACUUGAAGGAGGAGAAUGCCUUGUUCAAACAAAUGCUGGAUGAAGCCAACAGUUUUGUUGAAGUAAUCAAGGAGGAGUUGUCAAAUGCUGGCAAUAAUGACACAGGAAUAGAUGUCAACGAUGUUAGCACAGCUGAUGAAACCACUGAGAAUUUUGAAGAUGCUAGUGAUACUUCAAUUAUCACAACUAAGAAAUUAAUUGAUUGACCAAAACAUUAGAAUAUGCAGUUAUUUUAGUACUGACAUUUUGUGAGUAAUUUUUGCGACAUCUUUAUGCUUAUAACUCAUAAAUCAAUAUUUUUUAAAUUAUUGAUUCAUGAUCCACUUAUGUAUUAUAGAAGAUCAAGCAAAAAUUUCUCACAAAAUUGAUUGUAUCUUUAAUACGAAUAGACAUUUUUUUAAUAUAUACUCCCGGACACAUAAUUCGAGCCACCUCGCAUUUUUGUCGUAAAGGGUUAGAAUACAAAAAUAGUGUUAUUAUUGAAGAAAAAGUUUCUCCCGGUUUUGCAAAUCCAAAUUCCCAACAAGGACUUAUGGUGAAGACGUUUAGUACACUAGUUUCAAAUUGGCGUAAUAGUUUUUGGUCAAUCAAACAUUAAGCUUAUGGCCCUUAAUAUUGAAAAUGCGUGAUGGCUCAAAUUGUGUCCGGAAGUGUAUUUGACACCUUAAGACUGAUUAACAUGCCAAACAAUUAAACUGACAUUGUUAUAUUGGCAUGCAAAACGGGUGUUUUAUCUAUUAGUUUAUUUUAUGUCUAAACAUUUCUUUUCAUUUAUUACUUGUAUCAUUUUGUUCUCUCCAAGUCGUGUAAAGUACAAAAAAAGGAAAUGAUCUAAGUUUUUUAAUCUACGAUUUUGC
Messenger RNA from Hyposmocoma kahamanoa, 1247 nucleotides. It is a transcript of the gene geminin, whose product is annotated as geminin. Gene Ontology annotation, biological process: regulation of DNA replication. The record is from RefSeq and is a predicted model, not a curated record. NCBI's taxonomy places the organism in Eukaryota, Metazoa, Arthropoda, Insecta, Lepidoptera, Cosmopterigidae. The transcript is spliced from 5 exons. The coding region runs from base 60 to 596 and encodes 178 amino acids.